GCGACGAAAAGAACCCGAGUAUUGGAUUACAAUUGAAGUUAAAGAUUUUUCAUCGACGUUUCUUCUCAGAUUUCAAGUAAGGGAUCAUCCGAAGGCCGCCCAUGUCGCCGCAAACGACUGUUGUAUUUUUCCUUGGCGUUUUGGUAGCGUUUUGCCUCGGCCUGGAGUUCGAGGAACGCGGAUUUGAUUUUGUCCAAAAGGAGUAUGCACGUGCUAUCACGGAAUACCAUGCUGUCAAUAAAACUGUGAUGCACAUCAGAGCUGUGGGAUGUGAAGGGCCUGUGAAGUAUACCAUAGCUCAGCCGGAUACACCUUUCAAGAUCGAUGAAAAAGGACAUGUUUGGCUUGUGAAGAGACUUAACUAUGACAAAGCAAGUUCCUAUCUGUUGAAUGUGACAGCAGAAGCUGGAGAUGGGAAAUGCAUUGCCUACACCAAAAUCCACUUUGAAAUUUUGAACAUGAACAAGCAUGCACCACAGUUCGAAUUUGAGAAGUACAGUUGUGAUAUUAUUGAGAAUACGCGAGAAAUGAGGUUUAAUCCACCCAUGAGGGUUCUGGACAGCGACAGUGGAAAAGCAGGAAAGAUAAGCAGUGUGAAAAUUGUGGAGUCUGGUCUUCCGUUUGUGUUCACUGUUGAUGAGAAAGGAAACGUCCAGGGGAGGGCUACUAAAAACAUGGAUGCAGAAGAUAUCACAGACUACUUCUUUGAUAUCAUUGCCUGGGAUAGUGGAGAGCCUUCAAAAUCUUCCUUCCCUAUCAGCUUAGAGUGCGAAGUUGAUGAUGUGAAUGAGUUUGGACCGCAUUUUACGCCAGACACUUACCAGGCUAAGAUUGCUCGUGGAAAGACAUACUCUAACAUCACUCAGGUCUUUGCUGAAGAUAAAGACAUUGGUAUUGUCAGUGGCAGAGUUUGCAAGUAUGUUAUUGAAGGCUUCAAUCUUCCAUUCAAAGUCAAUGAUGAUGGUGUUAUCAGCAUUGAUCAGCCUCUGGGACGUGAUGCCUAUGAUUUAUAUGAGUUUCAAGUGGAUGCUAUUGACUGUGGUGGACAAAUGUCAAAGAGCAGUGCAAAAGUAGCAAUCUCUGUAGAAACAGUACAACCACCUUGUGCUGAAGAGUUUGUUGGACCAGCUAAACACAAGUUCACCUUACAGCAAUGCACUGGAAAAGUUUAUGUCACCCCUGACAUCACCUUGAACAAGUGCGCCAGAAAGCAAGAAAAGGGCAAAUUCUCUGCGAAUGUCAGUCUGGUAACCGAAGCAGGCAUGGGCUGUGACAGAGAAACAUUUGAAGGAUCAGAUAUGUUUACCCUUUGUGGGGCAAGCAACUUUAUUGAUCUGCUCCCCAAACCAGGAGUUGGCAGGGAAUGGACAGAGAACAUUGCAAAGAAGAAUGAAAAAGAUGCACUUGGCUUUUCAUUCAAUGGGAAGACAUAUGUGGACAUCCCUGAUGAAGUCUUGCCAGAUGACAUUGGUGACAAGUUUACCAUCAGCACAUGGAUCAAGGUGGCCAAAUCCAAAGGUCGCCAAACUAUUGUUGCCAACACUGAUAAGGAACGCCUCGACCGUGUACAUUUCUCUCUGUCUAUAUAUGGGAGCAAGCUGAUUUUUUUGCACAAACGUGAGGCCAUACACGCUAACCGCGAUGUCUACUGCAAUGCAGAAUUUCAGUACAAACCAGCCAUUUUUGAUGACAAAUGGCAUCAUAUUUUGGUGAUUGCUGACGGCUGUGCUACCAAGAUGUAUGUUGAUGGAGAGCACUACGCAGCAGUGAUAACUGAAGCAGACCGAACCCUCCACAACUCAAACCUGAAAAAUAAGGUGACUGUUGGUGCCCGCUAUUUGGCAAAGGAGGGAGUUUACACUGAUAGGCUCACAGGAUAUUUGUCUGGACUUACAAUCAGGCCCAAUAGCACUCUUAAUGAACAGGUUCUGGGCUGUGUGAUUGGCUGUAAAGAACAUGUGAAUGUUGAUGGCCCUCUUCCUCCUAAAUUCUUGGCCAAAAUCAUUGAUUUUGGAAGUAUCGCAAUCACUGGGGAAGGAUCACCUAGUGACUUCAUCAAGGCCUUGCAAAGUCUUGUGUACAUUAAUGAGCGCAUGGUGCCAACACCAGGAAAACGCUCCGUGAUCAUUGAGGCCAAGAUUAAUGAGAAACCAUUGGCAACCAUCACUGUGGACAUUAAUGUUGCAGGAAAUACACGUCCUGUGAUAAUUGUUGAAGGUUUGGACGCAGACAUUGGGCUGAACUGGGCGAAGAGAAAGGUUGUAAAACAGAAAGGUUUGCGUGUGUUUGAUUCCCUGGAAAUCGAUUAUGAUGCUUGUCCAAGAGAUGAUGAGUUCUCUCCAAUCGACAAGGUGCGCUUUUUGGAUGAAGCAGUGGUGAAAGUUAAGCCGGCCUUCAAGAAAGGAGAAAGUUUUAAUUUUCCCACAGGAAUUAAAGGACUGAAGGAGAAAGGACUGACUGUGAGUUUCAACAACGAGGAGCUUGUCAUUCGAGGAAUUGCACACUUUUCAGAAUACGAAGAUGUCCUUCGACAGAUGGUGUAUGUGAACUUGGAUCCAGAUGACCUGAUGCACCUAGAGAUAACUGUGACUUUGUCAACCCUGAAGGGCAAAUGUAAAAGUGAUUCAGAACGACUUAACAUCAACACCAUUCACUCUAACAGAGGAUUCAAAGACUACAACAUCAAGUUUGCCGAGAACAACCAGAAGGAAGAGAUGAUGCCUGGUAUUGUUUCUGUGGAAGCUGCCAUGGGCAAGGAGUCAUCAAGUGGUCUGUCCAGUGGGGUCAUGGCUGCGAUUAUCGUUUGCAGUCUGGCUGUUUUUGCCUUCCUUCUUGUGCUUGGCAUCUUCAAGUACAGACAGAGGCCAGAGACUGUGAAAGUCGUACCGCCUGGUGAUGACAAAGAGGAGAUGUACUGGGAUGACACUGGUCUGAGUGGUGUGCGUAUUACUCUGAAUCCCAUGCAAAAAUUCCAGGAGCUAGACCUGAAUGAAGAUGGCAAUAACACGGAGAAGUCUGAUACUGAAGAUGAGGAAGGCACAGCAACAAAAGGCCUGUUGGAGUGGGACAACUCUGAUAUGUAAUCACCUGUGGUGACCUUGUGAAACAAAGUUUUUGUUUAAGGGUGGAAGUUUAGUAUCAUGGUUUGUAAUUGGUUAGAAGCUUCAGGUUUUUUUUCCUUCAAUUUUUUUAAUUUGAUUCAAGGGAGAGAUUUAAAAACAGUUAGAAGUUGAAACUCAAUCCAUUUUCCUUCAGGAAAGUUGGAGUAAUUUUGCCUUGAUUAACUGGUUGGUAAUGAUCUACCAGCAUCUCAGUAGAUUUCUGUCUGUGAACUUGAAGCCGUGCUACUGAUUGUUUGAAGUUUGUUGGGUUUUUUUUUCAGUGUUUUCUUUGCAUUCUUUUCAUUGAUGUGGCAUUAGUUUUAAGGUAUUUUGUAGAUUUUUUAAAAAAAUACUAUUUCUUAAACUUUGUUUACCUUUCACACUUGUUCAAGGUGUGUAAAAAUGAUAUAUAACCUUGUUGAGAUAAAAACAGAAUUUGUGAUUCCUUUCUUUCCCCGUUUUCUUUUUCAUUAUUAAGUAAGUAACCUUAUAGUAACAAAAAAGAAAACUUCAGUAAAAAUAUCAAGGAAAAUUUACUAGAUAAGAAACCUAUGUGCAGUGCAUACCUGUUUUGUUUAACAAAGUUGAGGUUUGUAUGGGGCAUGGAAACCUGGAAUGUUGUGAAUUUCUUAAAAUUGUUUUUUAGGCCUGGAAACUCAUGGAAUUUAAGUAUGGGUCGUGGAAAGUCAUGGAAAUUAUUGAAUGUGAUAAUUUUGAGAAUGACUCUCGUAAAAAACCUCAUUAUAUGAUUACAUUUACUUGAUUUUGGAAGCACUUUAUUUUUUUAGGUUAUGGGUAACAUCUGUCAUGGAAAAUCAGGACUUGUUUUAUUGACAACUCAUGUAAUUUUCCUUUCUGCUACUUAAUAGUCAUCUCAAGUUAUUCAACAAGGAUUUUUUUGUAAUGUGAAUUUGAUUUUGUUAGAGAAAAUGUGAGUUUCUGAAAAGUUUGAGAAAAAAUAGUGGUAAAGGGUAUCAUGAUUUGAGAUUUCCAUGCCUGUGUAAAAUUGAUUUCUGGGAUUAUUUUUGUGAUUUUUCAUUUUGUAAUUGUUAUUAUUUGUAAUGAAUUAAGUGAGAACUGAAGUCAUGUUAUCUUGUGUUAGCUUAGGGAAAGCUCAAACUUUUUUUACCACUGAAGAUAGAGUUCAACUUUUUUUUUGUAUAAAUUUAAUAAUAUGACAUUAAAAUAUGCUAGUAAUGCCUUGAGUGUACAUAAAAAUAAUGGUGCAUUAGUUGUGCUUUGUGAGUUACUCAUCAUACUCUGAAAAUUAGUUUGGGUGAAUUGUUGGUAGAAAAAAUGCAACAUCAGGAAAAAUUAAAAAAAAAAAAAAAAGUAUGUAAGGUUGAAUAGAGGUUGUGAUCACGAUGGUAUUGUAACUGUCGUAAUAGCUUAAGAUCUUUGAUUUCUUUAACUCCCAAAAGUGAUUAACAUGUUAGUUCUCCUUGGAAUUCCAACAAGUUAUCUUUGAAGAAGGUUAUGAGAACAGACCAGCUUGUCAGCUUAAGGGAGAGUUUUUUGAAAUAAGACCAAAUUCUGCUGUCUUAUUUAAAAGGAAAAGUAUGGCAGUCGGCAGGGAUAACUAAUAAUUUGAUCAUGGGAGUUAAAGAGGUUAAAGGCUAUAUAUUGACUUGUGUAGGAUUCGCAAAAUGGGAAGUGUUGAUCGAUUUUUCGUCCGAUGGAACAAAAAUUGUAGAAUAUAUGUAGAGGCUGAUGGUUAGUGGAAGUCAGUAGAGUUUGGUAAGACCUCAAAGCAAUUUUUGUUCUAAUAAUACAAAUAUAAUAAAAGCGUUAACCCCCUAUGUAAGGAAACAUCAUAACCAUUAAACUGCUGCUAUUAUACAAUGUAAAA
This is a messenger RNA of Pocillopora verrucosa, 4950 nucleotides long. Its product is annotated as calsyntenin-1-like. Lineage: Eukaryota; Metazoa; Cnidaria; Anthozoa; Scleractinia; Pocilloporidae. Gene Ontology annotation, biological process: homophilic cell-cell adhesion; positive regulation of synaptic transmission; positive regulation of synapse assembly. The record is from RefSeq and is a predicted model, not a curated record. Gene Ontology annotation, cellular component: cell surface; postsynaptic membrane. Gene Ontology annotation, molecular function: calcium ion binding; kinesin binding; amyloid-beta binding.